This is a messenger RNA of Micropterus salmoides (largemouth bass), 570 nucleotides long. It is a transcript of the gene ferd3l, whose product is annotated as protein lin-32. Gene Ontology annotation, biological process: developmental process; regulation of transcription by RNA polymerase II. The coding region runs from base 1 to 543 and encodes 180 amino acids. The record is from RefSeq and is a predicted model, not a curated record. The transcript is spliced from 2 exons. Gene Ontology annotation, molecular function: DNA-binding transcription factor activity, RNA polymerase II-specific; protein dimerization activity; RNA polymerase II transcription regulatory region sequence-specific DNA binding. Lineage: Eukaryota; Metazoa; Chordata; Actinopteri; Centrarchiformes; Centrarchidae.
AUGGCCAUGACCACCAUCAUCAUCAUCAACAUCAUCAACAACAACAAAUUUGGUCACACUAAUGCAGAGCUCUUUAUAAUGCAAGGCCGCUUAGUGGACUCCGCGAUAAUACAUUUUGUCAAUGACAUGAACCUGAUGCAGUUUCCGCAAAAGCACACGUUGGGACCGGAACAGCAGGUGGAUAAUGUCCCAGGCAGUCCGGACAACCAGAUGCGGCUGAACGACUCGCCCUGGAGCCUGGAUCUGGAAAACGAGCACCUGGUGUUGGGCUCACCGAUGUACAGAUGCGGGGCGGACGGGCAACACAAAAAGUCCAAACGGAGGAGGAUCAUUACCGUGGUCCAGCGGCAGGCGGCCAACGUGCGGGAGAGGAAGCGGAUGUUUAGCCUGAAUGAGGCGUUUGAUGAACUGAGGAGAAAAGUUCCCACUUUCGCCUACGAGAAGAGACUGUCCCGCAUCGACACACUCCGUUUGGCCAUCGUCUACAUCUCCUUCAUGACGGACCUGCUGUCACAGCAAAAUAGUCAAAACAGUCCAAUAUGAACUUUAUUGUAUGAAGAUCGGACUGGA